Phytophthora nicotianae INRA-310 is the source of this 255-nucleotide messenger RNA. RefSeq lists its product as hypothetical. The transcript has a single exon. The coding region runs from base 1 to 255 and encodes 84 amino acids. NCBI's taxonomy places the organism in Eukaryota, Oomycota, Peronosporomycetes, Peronosporales, Peronosporaceae. The record is from RefSeq and is a predicted model, not a curated record.
AUGCACGAGGAGGACGAUGACUUCGACGUGCUGCUGCUAUUGACCGCCGCACACUCGCGGCGCGAAGCUUGUUUGAGCAGUGUCCGCCGUGAAGUGCACCAGCAGAUGAUAGAGGGCGCGUGGCGCGCUGCAAUGCGCACACGUCACUACUUGACGGUGUCAUGCUUGGAUGUACCCUGCGUGGCCGCGUGGAUGGCCCUUUACAAGAACGGCUUUGACUCAAACUUUCUGAAUGCUACUAGUCUGACGAGGUAA